AUGCAGCCUGUCACAGCAUCAGUCGAGGUGCUGCUGAGUGAUCCGACAGCUCUACUCAUCAUACAGAGCAUUUUCAUCACUCACACUGUCAAUCUACAAGCAGCUGAAGGCAGGUGCAGCAGGCAGGACAGCCACACCUCAUGCGCGGGCUCAGCAAAGCUCCGAGUGGACACGGGUCUGACAAACAUGGGUGUUCUCCAGCUCCACAACCCCACUCACCCCAGCACGCUCCUGCAGCGAGCCAACCAGAUGCGUCUGACCGGUACCUUGUGUGAUGUCAUCAUCACAGUGGACGGCCAGGAGUUCCCGGCGCAUCGCACAGUCCUGGCCUGCACAAGCAAAAUGUUCGAGAUCUUAUUCCACCGCAGCAGCUUGCGUUAUGCCCUGGACUUCCUAUCCCCUAAGACUUUCCAGCAGAUCCUGGAGUAUGCUUACACCGCCUCACUCCAGGCUACCGCCGAGGACCUGGAUGACCUGCUGUAUGCCGCCGAGAUCUUAGAGAUCGAGUACCUGGAGGAGCAGUGCCUGAAGGUGCUCGAAACCAUCCAGGCAGAGGAGAGCGAGGAGGUGUCAGUGAGGAAUCACAGCUCCGGGGAGCACAGUGACCACAGCCGGGCCCGACACUGGAGGCACAUGUUGAUGUCCAAGAAGCAUUCCAUACAGGACGGACCCACCCGGACCACUCCCUCUGCUCUGCACCAUCUGGCACUGUACCACAUGUCAGACCGGAACUCUCCUGGUCCAGAGCCUGAGGCGGCACCUGAAUUAAGCCCCAAACUGGACACAGAGGUGGACAUGGAGAGUUCCCAUCAGCCCCAAGACAGCAGCACAGAGUCCCAGCCUGCAUCUCUGGAUCCUGUGAGAAGUAUCAAGUCAGAGAGCAUGCAGGUGGAUGAUGCCAAUGGCUGUGAGGGCCGGUCCUCCAGCACCAGGGAGGGCAGCUGCGUGUCAGACCAGCCCAGAGAAGAGGGCCCAGGGACACCUCUGAGGGGCAGCGUGAUCACCAGUGCCCGAGAGCUGCACACCAGCCCUGAGGAUGGAGGAGGACAAGCUGUUGGGAACUCUCUGGACUGUUUCCCCGGGCUCGCUGAGAAACAUCUGGCCUCCAUAUACUCUGUGCCCUCCAACCACACAGGGGAAGGGAUGCUGCCAGUGUCCGUCUCAGUGGCCCCAUCCCUGGGCGUACCACUUGACCCUAGAGCCUAUGGUGGGCUGCUGCAUCAGGGCCUGCUGCACAGGGAGCUUCUGAACAGACUGGGGCAGUUUGCAGCGGGUAUGAGGCAAGAGGGCCAGACGCAAGGCCAGCAGUGCUGUGGAGAAUGUGGGCUUCAGCUGCACAGCAGGCAGGCCAUGGAGCAGCACAGGAGGCUGCAUAACGAGGAGAAGGGCCACGGCUGCGAGUACUGUGGCAAACACUUCCAGGACAGCAUGCGGCUGAGGAUGCACAUGCUGUCUCACACAGCUCCUGCUGAGGCGCUGGUGUGUGAUCAGUGUGGAGCAACUUUCUCCUCAGAGGAUGCUCUGGAAGCCCACAGGCAAACACACACAGGGACUGACAUGGCGGUGUUCUGUCUGCUGUGUGCGAAGCGCUUCCAGACCCAGAAGGCCCUGCAGCAGCACAUGGAGGUCCAUGCAGGCAUGCACAGCUACAUCUGUAGCCACUGUGAGCGCCCCUUCCCUAGCCACACCACCCUCAAAAGACACUUGCGCUCGCACACGGGCGAUCACCCGUUUGAGUGUGAAUUCUGCGGUAGCUGUUUCAGAGACGACGGCACGCUGAGGGGCCAUAAACGCAUCCACACAGGAGAGAAACCUUACGAGUGCAAUGGCUGCGGGAAGAGGUUCAGCCUCAAACACCAGCUAGAAACACACUACCGAGUACACACAGGUGAGAAGCCAUUCGAGUGUAAGCUGUGUCACCAACGGUCCAGAGACUACUCGGCUAUGAUCAAGCACCUGCGCACACACAACGGAGCGUCACCGUACCAGUGCACUAUCUGCCAGGAAUUCUGCCCAAGCCUGGCCGCCAUGCAGAAGCACAUGAAGGGCCACAAACCCGAGGAGGUACCAGCCGACUGGAGGAUAGAAAAGACUUACUUGUACGUCUGUUACGUCUGAGCAGGACUUGGACUUGAGCACAGUCUGACAUACACGGUCACUGCUGGGUGAAAACCUCGUACCUCCAGUGCUGCUGAUUUUUUAAGCCGAAUGAUUACAAACGUUUGUCUUUGGGGUUUAAAAAGUCAUUCAGACUCUUUUUUUGGAUCAGUUGAAAAAUGCAUUGGGGAUGCUACUAAAGUUGUCAUUCUGGGAGAUACAAGGUUUUUACCUGACAGCAGAGAUGUGCAAGAAAAAAAAUGUUGACACUUGGGCUGCAGCAAAUGAUCAGACUCAUUAUCAAUCACAUCAUUUUACUACUAAGUGAUGAAUCUGGAAAUGUCAGAAAAUAGUCACAUGGUGGUGUCAAGGUGUCAUUUUCAAAUGACUAUUUUUAUCCGCCUGAAGAGAUUCAGCCCACAAUUAUACAAAACAGAGAAAAGCACCAAAUUCUCACAGUAGCAGGAAACUCAAAAUAUGUCUAAUAUGAUCAGUUGAUUGACAAACGUCAACAAAUGUUCUCCUAACAGCCUUUUUCUCCAGCCCUAGUGCACACAAACACAUUCUGUCUCUCUCUCAUGCAGUUUGACUAAACUGUAACUCUAAUGGUUCCACUGUGGUAAGAUUUAAAGCCACAAUGGCUACAACUGCUGACCUGUAUGUGUAGCAGGAGCGCUUUGAUUGAUUGAUUGAUUGAUUUAUUGCUAAAGUAGGCAACAUGAGUCAUCUCAAUGAUUGUGCAGUAGAUGUUGAAAAUAAUUCCACGAAGGCUUGACUGGCUGAACUUUGCAACACUUUAUCUCCUUGUGACUUCUCAGUUUGUUUUUUUUCCACUGUUGGAUUUUUAUUUUGAACUUGUUUACUUUGUGCAUGUUUUACUUGAAUGGCUGCCACAUUUUGACCUCAUAAGCUUGAUCUCUUUAAUUGCCUUGUCUAUUCUUGCAGUGGGUGAUAUUAUUUCAAGGUAGCUGGCUUACAAAUUGUUUUCUCCUGCAAAUGUAAGAGGUUUUGCUAUUUAUAUGUUGUUUAUUUGUUACCAAAUAUGUGCUGGUUUUCAUCAUCACACCAUUGGCGUGUCUCGGGAUGAUUUCUAGUAGAGCGAGCUCUACCUCCUCACUCUUUACCUUUUGUUUUAACCUACUGCAGUUUAUUCAUCUCUCUGUAGUUCUGAUUUCCCUCAUUUAAAUGGUCAAACAAUGUGUUAAAAAAAAUCUAACAGCCUCAACAUGGCUUUUAUGUGUAGUUUUGUAUCAUUAACUAUAUAUAGAUGUCUUAUAAAAUCACAAAAUCAGAAUUUUCUAGAAGAAAAUUGAAGAAAAAAUGCAGAUUUUUCUUUUUUACAGAGGCUGAAAGAAAAUUCUGACAUUGAAUCACUAUGAGCAGGUUAUUGUCAGUUCUAGUGUAGCUGUAAUGUACAAACUGUCCUUGUAUGUUAUUCCCUUAUGUGAGCCUAAUACAGGCCUUAUAGCAGAAAACAUGUUGUAUUUUUGUAUUACAGUAAUUUGCUAUCUGUUUACAUUUGGUAUGAUUUGAGAAACAUCUUAAUGUGUGUGUUUUAUAAGUCUCUGAUUUGAUCAAGAUCCCUCCCUUGUGCCUCUUUUAUAAGUAGAGCAUUGAUGUGCUUGAGUACAUGGGUCUGUGCUGUUGGUAGUUGUUUCUGGAUGUUUGUUUAUUGUUACUCAAUUAAAGAUAGACUGCCAUGUACAUCCACUUUGUCUGAACAUGCAACUGGAAGCAACAUACUGUGAUAAUGGCUGAGACAAGUGUGGACUUUUACAGCAAAAUUGCUUGGAACUUGCAUCGAUUUGUUUCCUUUGCAGGGACAAUGGACUGAGAUCUGUGGAUUAAAAAAGUGUGUAUAGCAAACCUUGGCAUCUGUGGGCAUUUACAAUGCCUUCUUGAGCAGCCAACAACACACAGUGCCAUGAAAACACACAUUCACUGUAUCUAUUCUACAUGAACAUGCACUAUUAAUGGAUUUCCUUGGUGGACCAAAAGAAAUAGAGCACUUUUGUUUGGAAAGGGUUUUUUUCUUUGAUCUUUCUAUGUUGUGAUAAUGCAGAUGUCCUUUUAUUUGAUGUGUCCUAGAACGAUGUGAUUAGCAUUGUUUAGAUUAUGUCAAUGUCUGUCUACCUCAGGGCCAGAUCAAAGCUCGACCUGGUAUCCAAUCAGGGUUGUUCUUCUUGCCAUGUGUGCAGUAAAAUCCCUCUUCAUUACAGCUUUGUAACACAGUGUGUGAAAGUGUUUUUCUCAGUGUGGAUUCAGGCACAACUCUGUAUGCGUCAGUGUUCGGUGGCACGGUUAAAAAAAGAAUAAAACAAGUUACUAUUU
This is a messenger RNA of Cheilinus undulatus (humphead wrasse), 4428 nucleotides long. It is a transcript of the gene zbtb16b, whose product is annotated as zinc finger and BTB domain containing 16b. The record is from RefSeq and is a predicted model, not a curated record. Lineage: Eukaryota; Metazoa; Chordata; Actinopteri; Labriformes; Labridae. The transcript is spliced from 7 exons. The coding region runs from base 1 to 2118 and encodes 705 amino acids. Gene Ontology annotation, molecular function: protein binding. Gene Ontology annotation, biological process: regulation of immune system process; regulation of cytokine production; negative regulation of transcription by RNA polymerase II.